Molecule: messenger RNA, 526 nt
Organism: Racocetra persica
Lineage: Eukaryota; Fungi; Glomeromycota; Glomeromycetes; Diversisporales; Gigasporaceae
Source: the annotation of a GenBank genome assembly
CACACAAUAUCGUCUCAUUAUACGGCAACAGCCAAAACAGGCUCGAUUAUGUAGUCUAAAAGAACGAGAUCGAAGACCUGUUGAUCCUCCUCCAAUUAUUCAAUUCAAAGUGGAUAGUUGUGGUGAUGAAGCACAGAAUUACCUUCAGAGUCCAUAUUAUUUUAUGUGUGCAAAUCUUGUUCAUCCCUCUAAUAAUAGUGACCAUUUCGCAAUUUCGUCUAAAUAUCUUGCCGGUACUAUAGUUUCUUCUCUUCACAAACUCAAAGACAUUGAUAAUUCCGAUGGCGGCUUUUUUGUAUUUGGUGACAUAUCCGUGCGAAUUGAGGGUCGUUAUCGCUUACGAUUUAGUUUAUUCGAAAUUAUAAAACAUUCGGACAUUGCAGAAGGUGAUGACGAUAAUGGUAUCAGUGAUGGUUUAGACGCGAUCGAGAUUUCAAGAAAGAGAAGCAUAAAUUUGCCUUCUGCGACUUCUACGUUGGAUGUGCAACAUGCAGAUACUUCGUGCUAUUUGCAACAUUCUCCAAUG